This is a messenger RNA of Syzygium oleosum, 2166 nucleotides long. RefSeq names its product protein DETOXIFICATION 48. The record is from RefSeq and is a predicted model, not a curated record. Gene Ontology annotation, molecular function: xenobiotic transmembrane transporter activity; antiporter activity. Gene Ontology annotation, cellular component: membrane. NCBI's taxonomy places the organism in Eukaryota, Viridiplantae, Streptophyta, Magnoliopsida, Myrtales, Myrtaceae. The coding region runs from base 245 to 1939 and encodes 564 amino acids. The transcript is spliced from 2 exons. Gene Ontology annotation, biological process: xenobiotic detoxification by transmembrane export across the plasma membrane.
GAAGGCUCGAAAAAGAGAAGAAAAAGAGAAAGAGCUCACCCUCUAAAAGCAAACAAACGAAUCCGCAACAAAACCCAAAAUUUUGCACAAUCUCGUUUUUUUCAUUCCCCUCUCCGUCUCUCCGUCUCUCUCCCUUUCUCUCACCCACAAACAUUUGAAAUAACCUUUUCUGUGUUCAUUUGUCCACUAGCAAUAGUAUCACCACACACCACCAUCAUCGUUCAUUCGUUUCAGCAAAGCUAUCAUGUGCAACCCGAACCCAUCUUCGCUUGACUUCCCUGAGAAGACCCUACUCAACAAGAACCCCGAUAAGACCACCAUGGACCUCCAAGAUGACCUCCACAGAUGGCCUACGCCUUCCGAGGCUUUGGAGGAGAUUAAGGCCAUAGGGAAGAUAUCCGGGCCGACGGUGGUCACCGGCCUGCUCCUGUACUCGAGGGCCAUGAUCUCGAUGCUCUUCCUCGGGCGCCUCGGCGAGCUCGAGCUCGCGGGUGGGUCCCUCGCCAUCGGGUUCGCCAACAUCACUGGCUACUCCGUGAUCUCCGGCCUUGCGAUGGGGAUGGAGCCCAUCUGCGGGCAGGCUUACGGCGCGCGGCAGUUCAAGAUGCUUGGCCUCACGCUGCAGCGCACCGUCCUCCUCCUCCUCUCGGCCUCCAUCCCGAUAACCUUCAUGUGGGCCAACAUGAAGGAGAUCCUCUUGUGGUGUGGCCAAGACGAGGAGAUAUCAUCCACAGCUCACACAUUCAUCCUCUUCUCAAUGCCUGACCUGUUUUUCCUCUCUCUGCUUCACCCACUGAGGAUUUAUUUGAGGACUCAGAACAUCACAUUGCCUCUGACCUAUUGCUCAGCUGUUUCGGUCCUCCUUCAUGUCCCUCUCAAUUUCCUCUUGGUGGUCCACUUCAAGAUGGGCAUUGCUGGUGUUGCUAUAGCCAUGGUCUGGACUAAUCUCAACCUCUUCGUCUUGCUCUCGGCCUACGUCUACUUCUCGCGCGUGUACAAAGACUCUUGGGUCGCCCCAAGUGCGGACUGCCUCCGGGGGUGGUCCUCCCUGCUCGCCCUUGCCGUGCCGACCUGCGUCUCAGUGUGCCUCGAGUGGUGGUGGUACGAGCUCAUGAUCGUGUUGUGUGGCCUGCUCGCGAGCCCCCGUGCCACCGUGGCUUCCAUGGGGAUCCUCAUCCAGACCACCUCGCUGGUCUAUGUGUUCCCCUCGGCUCUCAGUCUCGGGGUCUCGACCCGGGUGGGGAACGAGCUCGGCGCGAGGCGGCCCUCCCAGGCCCGGAUUUCCUCCAUCAUCGCGCUGGUCUGCGCAGCGGGGCUCGGCCUCGGGGCGAUGCUGUUCACCACCCUGGUGCGGCACCAGUGGGGGCGGCUCUUCACGGGGGACGCUGAGAUACUGGAGCUGACAGCAGCGGCACUGCCGAUCGCAGGGCUCUGCGAGCUCGGGAACUGCCCGCAGACCACGGGAUGUGGCGUCUUGAGGGGGAGCGCUAGGCCCACGAUUGGCGCCAACAUCAACUUGGGCUCAUUCUACCUCAUCGGCAUGCCGGUGGCGAUCGUGAUGGGGUUCGUGGCCAAAGUGGGCUUUGCAGGGUUGUGGCUUGGCUUGUUGGCUGCUCAGGCUUCAUGUGCAUUGCUCAUGCUCUAUGUUCUCUGCACAACUGAUUGGGCGGUUCAAGUGGAGAGAGCCAAAGAGCUCACUCAACCUCCUCCCUCUUCUUCCUCUUCUUCAUUGCCAAUCUCAUCCAAAGGGUCAUCAGCUGAUUCUGCUCCUGUCUCUGUCGUCAUGAACCAAAAGGAAGCAAGCAGCAAUAAGAAGAGGGCUAAUCUUGAAGAGAUACUUUGUGUCAACGAGGGUGGUGAUGAUGAUGGGCAUAUUGUGAACUCAGCUUCAUCACAUGAGACAGACCCUCUGUUAUCCACUCCAAACACAGUGCACUGAUGGUGAUUCGCAUGUUAACCAUUAUUCCCUCCAUUUUUGCAGAUAUCGGUCCUCUCCUCCUGAGUGGUUGUUGUGUAAAAAGAACCAAAAAAACCCAAAAAAAAGAAGAUUAGAUUCUCAUUGAUCAUCCCACUUAGUGCUAUUGUAGAAAGUUCCUUUCCCCCUUCGUUUUUUUCUCUCUUUUGUUUUGGGUUGUGCCUAUUUUUAUUGACUUUCUUUUUCCCCCA